This is a messenger RNA of Agelaius phoeniceus (red-winged blackbird), 2988 nucleotides long. Lineage: Eukaryota; Metazoa; Chordata; Aves; Passeriformes; Icteridae. The record is from RefSeq and is a predicted model, not a curated record.
AUGGCAGGAUCCCCAGACGUGGUGAGGCAGAGGCAGACAGGGCAGGUGGCAGCUGCCACCAUCGGCUACCACGAUGGCCAGCAGUACACGGCUGAGUCGGAGCGGCUCAGGAAGGCCAGGCUGCGCGUGGAGAAGGCCAUUAAGGAGAAGAAGAUCUUCACCGUGCACGGCCCCUACCCCGUCAUCCGCCGGCUGCUGCGCGCCCGGGGCUGGGUGGAGAGGAAGCUGCCCCUCAAUCGCAAGCAACUGAAGCAGAAGCCUGCCGACCAAAGCAAACAGCAGCUGGACAAGGGGGCAAGUGGUGGUGGUGAUGAGCAGGGGGAGGAAGUGCUGAACCCGCCCGGUGGGGCACAGCCUUCCUUGGGCACCGCAGAGCCCCUGCAGCACCCAUGUUGCACAGCACACGGCAAGGAGAACGAGGGCGAAAGGGAAGAUGAAGACGAGAAGGAAGACAAGGAGCAGAGCAGUGAGGACUCUGAAGACAUCCAUGACCUCAUGUCCUUCCUGGUGCAGGACCAGGUGCCAAACUUCCUCUGGACCAUUCGCCUGAGCAGUGUUGACCAGGAGCUGCUGCCGAGGAUUGAGGUGGUGAACCGCUAUCCCCGGCUGGCUGCGCUUUGUACUAAGGAGGGGCUAUGCCAAAGCCUGCAAAACCUGUCCUGGUUCGAGCAAGUUGACUUCAACACCUUUUUCCCCCGGUGCUACCGGCUGGGGUUCAAGGAUGAGAAGGAAGCCUUCAUUGACGAUUUCUGCCUGACAGCAGCUCGCAGCCUUCUCAAACUGGCCCUGCAGAAGGUCGGGGACAGGCCGGUGGGGACAGAGCAGCCCUCAAAACCCGACGAGGUGCUGGGUGAGCCAGGGCCGCACUCCCCCCUGUAUCCCCAGCUGCUGGAGGAAGCUCUGGAGGUCUGUGAGCAGCACCUGGGAGUUCUGGGGCACCAGGACAUCGACAGGAGCACCCCGUCGCCCUGCCGGACAUGCAUCGACUGGGACCGCUUCCUGCCGGAAUACUACCGUGUGGCACAUGAAGGGGCCAGGCUGGAGCUGGGCAGGGAGCAGCAGGAGCGGUGCCAGGAGCUGCUGCAGCGCCUGGAGGAGAAGCUGCCGCAGCUCGGCAUAGAGGGCAGCCUCAACGUCUGGAUCGUCAAGCCCAGCGCCAAAUCCCGUGGCAGGGGCAUCGUGUGCGCGGCGCGGCUGGAGGAGGUGCUGGAGCUGGCGCAGAGCUGCGUGGGCACCCCGGCGGGCGUGUGCGAGUGGGUGGUGCAGAAGUACGUGGAGCGGCCGCUGACCAUCUUCAACACCAAAUUCGACAUCCGGCAGUGGUUCUUGGUGACCGACUGGAAGCCACUGACUGUCUGGUUCUACCGAGACUGCUACCUGCGCUUCUGCUCCCGGCCCUUCUCCCUGUGCCACCUGGAGCCCGCCAGGCACCUCUGCAACGUCUCCAUCCAGAAGCGGUACAAAACAUGGCAGCCGGACCCCCGUGUGCCCCCUGACAAGAUCUGGUCCAACAAGCAGUUCCAGGCCCACCUGGCAUGGCUGGGGCAGGCAAACGCUUGGCAGCGGGUGGUGGUGCCCGGCAUGAAGGCGGCGAUCCUGAACGCCCUGCGCUGCGCCCGGGAUGAGGUGGGCUCCCGCAAGGGCAGCUUUGAGCUCUUCGGGGCCGACUUCCUCAUCGGGGAGGACCUCCAGCCCUGGCUGCUGGAGAUCAACUCCUGCCCCACCAUGAGCCCCUCCUCGGCGGUGACACGCCAGCUGUGUGCCAACGUCCAGCGGGACACGCUGCGCCUCGUGCUCGACCGCAAGGACGACCCCACCUGCUCCAUUGGUGCCUUUGAGCUCCUCUACAGGGAGGCAGCCGUGUCCUCGUGUCUGACUGCGGGGCUGAGGCUGAUGGUCACGGGCUGUUCCCUGAAGAAGCCCCGGUCGGCAGAGCAUCGAUCCCAGGACAAGCUCCCCAGCUCUGCACCCUCAGGGAAGAGAGCCACCAAGGUUCCCUGGUCGAGGGUGGCACAGGAAAAGCUGCCCCCUAUGGGGCUGCAGGGCAGCCGCUGCCUGCCCAAAUCUGACCCUCCAGCACUGCCACGGCCCCCGGACUGCUCUGCUGGGAGCCAGGAGCUGCCAUGGCUCCUUCACCUCAAUGGGCAGCCCGAGGAAGCUCAGCCCCUGAUCAGUAGCCGUUCCAUGGAUAGAAGGAAAUCGCUGCUGCGGGAGGGCCCCUGCCCCCCUGCCCGGGCGGUUGGCCCGCAGCCGCCCCCAGCCCCCUGCCCCGACCCCGGCCCCGGGGAGGCGGCGGCGGGGCGGCUGCGGGAGGCGGCGGGGCCGGCUGCGGGAGCGCCUCUGGGCUGCUGCGGGCGCAGAGAAAGGCAAGGAGAAGGGGGUGAUUUCGCCGCCAGCCUCAUGGCCGGCUGGAGCCAGGGACGCAGCCGGGCUUUGCCUCUCGGCCGUGCGGGCGGCAGGAGGCUGGCGGAGAAGACAAUGUCGGAGGAGAAGGGGAACCAGCGCCAUUCCCAGCUCCGAGCGGGGAGAAGCGUGUGCGGGCGCUGCGCGCUGCUGGGCCGGCCCGGGCUCCGCGCUCCGUGCCCGCGGGCGCCGCUGCGCCGUGACACGGGGACACGGGCCCGCGCCGCCCCCCCUGCCGUCCCCGCGCUGCGGAGCGGUGCGGAGCCGCCGCCUUAUGUAACGCGGGCUGCCCCGUCACGGCUGCUGGCCCCGGCUCCCCCGGCGCCGCCGGCGUUGCCUCCGCCCGUCCUUUCCGCUCCCCGGCACCCCAGCCGCCCGAACGCCUCGGUGCGGUCCCAAGUUGCUGAAGAACGGGGGGCGGGUAGGAAAUGGGGGGUUGGCCUGCGGCACUACCCGGGGGUGGCAGAGCAGCCCCCGGACCCAGACCCCUUUGCUUCCAGCCCCGGCCGCAGCAUCUGCAAGGACAUGCCCGUCCCACACCCCCUCCUCGACCUAGCUCUGGGCAUGGAUCAGCUCCCCCACUGA